Cololabis saira (Pacific saury) is the source of this 2152-nucleotide messenger RNA. RefSeq names its product cytochrome c oxidase assembly factor 4 homolog, mitochondrial (gene coa4). The transcript has 2 exons. NCBI's taxonomy places the organism in Eukaryota, Metazoa, Chordata, Actinopteri, Beloniformes, Belonidae. Gene Ontology annotation, cellular component: mitochondrial intermembrane space. Bases 184 to 423 code for a protein of 79 amino acids. Gene Ontology annotation, biological process: mitochondrial respiratory chain complex IV assembly. The record is from RefSeq and is a predicted model, not a curated record.
UGUGUCGUCCUUAAUACAUCCAUGUUGUGGAUGUGGGUCGAUUACAAAACUUCACAGUUUUGCUUAUCUUACAAAGUCGUUUUUUAAACUAUUUGUUCUUAGUUUCAGUACCUCAACGGACACAUUCUCCCAGAACCAGUAAAACAGGAGAGUGCCUGAGUCAGCACCGCCUGCAGAAACAGGAUGGCAUCUCCUUCGCCCCACGACCGCAGCCGGAAAGAUGACGAGGAUGACCCUGUUGACCGGAUGAUAUCCCGCACCGGCUGUGCUGAGCUGCAUUAUGCUGUGCAGGAGUGCAUGGCCGAGCAUCAGGACUGGCGAGUCUGCCAGAAGCAGGUCCAGACCUUCAAAGACUGCAUGAUGAGUUUUCAAAAAGCUCAGAAAGAACAGCGAAAGCAGCAGCAGCAGCAGAUCCCCACAUAGUCUUCACCCAGCUGAACCCGCAAACCUGGACUUUAAGUGACUGGACUGAGUUUAAUAAAUCAUCGUGUCAAUAAAGCACGAGCAGCUACAUGAUCUGAACUUCAGGUUUGAUGCUGAUUCAUGACCAAUUACAGCAACCUAUCAGUCAUCACAGAAUUUAUCAGAAUUUAAGCUGACUUGGUAAACUAUAUUUUUAUUUUGUAACUCGUGCUGUUGAGAGUAUGUGCAAGAUCAUUUUAGAUCAGGAAUGUGGAGCACACGGUUAGCAUCUUCACAGUCCUGCUUAAAUCAGAAUAAACAUUCAGACUGUGCACUGAUUCAGACAAGCAGGGACGAUAUCUAGGGUUUAUCAGUUGACUUCUUAAUUAAUAGUUCAUGCAACAAAUGCAAAUAAUGAAAAACUGAGGUCACUGAGGUGACUGUGAGCGUUGUCCGGACUGCAAGGAGCCUAUACAUUUGACCUAUUACAACUUGACUUUAAUUUGAGAGUAGUGCACAAACUUACAAUCAUGUUGGUAAAAGUCCCCUUCUUGAACCUGUGGUAGCAAAUAAAUGCAGUUGGGUCUCACGGUUUGGGCAUUACUGGUGUUUAUGAUUUGCCUGGACACACCCCCCCAAAAGACUUGAAAUAUAGCAGUCAAGAUGUGAUCAAAGUGUAGACUUUCAGCUUUUAUUUAAGAGGUUUUUCAAAAAUGUGGACUUUAGGAAUAAUGCCCAUUAACGUCUUUGCUUUAGCAAAAUACAAAAGUAUUUCAACAAUUUAUAAGAUAUGAAUUGGCCAGGAGUGGCUCAUUCCCUCAUAUCAACACAAAUAAAGCAGAUAAAAGGUUGAUAUCAGGUACUGAAUUGACAUAAGCAGCUGUUUGACAUGAAUACUUAAAUGAACUCCAAGGAAAGCACAGUGCACGUCAAAGAGGCCGGUGGGCUGAAAUACAACAUAACAGAGACAGUGACUAUCAACAGUUUGGUUCAUUCUUGAAAAUGAGGCAUACGUGAGCUCAACGACUUCUAAAGGCCAGCUGACCACUGAAGACAAUUAAAGUGUAUGAUUGCAGCGCUAACAUCGUAGCAGUCUGUGAGUCUUUACAACACGGUGCAAACCACUCUUUACAGCCAGGAACAGGAAAGCCAGACAAGGCUAAGGAAUGAAAGAUUCAUCUAAGACGAGACAGUUGCCUCAUCUCAACCACAUAGAGUAUGUUUUUCAGUUACUGAAGACAAAACGGAGGGCAGAAAGGCCCACAAACGAGCAGUGGACUGAAGGUGGCUGCAGUGGAGGACUGGCAAAGCAUCUUCCUGGAGGAAACUCAGAAUGUGGUUCCUGGACUGCAGAUUUCAGUCAUUUACAACAAAGGAUGUUCAUCCAUGCAUUAAAAAAUGUUUCUUUUUUAAAAUUGAUGUCAAUUUGUCCCAAUACUUUUGAACCACGAAAACUGAGCCCUUUUGCUUCAAAUUGAAGUAAUGGUCAUCGUCUAAAUACUUGUGGACCUACUGUAGCUCAGUUAUAAACCAUGUAACAGCUAUAUAGUGUCAAAAAAUAAUGAUUCAACUUACUUUUGUUCUUGAAAUGAGUUGUAAAAUGAAGUGCUAUUAAGGUUAAAGUUGAAAUGGUUUUACAUGUGGAUGUUACAACAAAGAUCAACAUUCUACGAUGUUAAUAUGAGUGAAUCAGAUUAUUGGAAGCUUGUGGACAUUUUGUGCAGUCAUUUAAACAUUUUAAUAAAAUAUC